AUGCACUGCUCAAUCAAAAAGCACCCAACGAAGUCAAACACUUGGAUCCCGAGCCACACAUUGCCCAGUUUCCAGAGUACUGGUUUUUAUGACUGGAGACUGAUCGAUGAUGCAUCGAAGCACGAAGUGAUGAAGGGACGCUUUGUGGUGCUGCCAAAGAACACCCGAAACCACAACUACUACGAGAUUCCUUCCGAUUUAGAAAUCGCUCACCGCCAAGAUAGCAAAACGGCUACUUCUUCGACUCUUUCUUUGGUCCAUAGCAUGCUUCCUUCUCUCAAAGAGAAAGGAGUGGAUGUUCUGUCUUUUGCUAUCCCUCCUGCCCAUUCCACACAGCCAUUGAUUCAAACCGACACUGAAGAAAUCGGGUUGCGCAUGAGUUCUGUCGAUUCUUCUCCCUUGGAAACGAAUUCUGAAAACGAAGGCAUUUCCCUCGCCGAUUCGAAAGCAAGCUUGCUUUUCCCCUCAGAUCACUACUUCUUUGGAACCGAUGCUGAGUUCCAGUCGCUUUACAAAGAGCUGAAGCGUUUAGAUAUGGAUGUCAUGAUCCCAAUUAUUCCGAACUAUUCGUUUAAUGGAGAGGACGUCGUCUACUACUACGAUAUGGGUGUUUUGAAAGUUCAUCCAGGAACUGAUGGAAAAGAAACGCAAUGGGAAAACGAAACGUUGCCAAACUACCGACUUAAAUCAACGUGGGACUGGUAUAUUCUCCAGAUCAUUUCUCUGAUUCGCAAAUAUCAGAUCACCUAUUUCUAUCUCCAGGAUUGUCAGUCGCUUCCGAUUCUGCUGGAAACAGACUAUUCGAAUGUGUCUGGCGAUGCUGAGCUUUUGGAUCUGAUUCACGGGAAGACUGUUGUUGCCAAUGAAGAGUGUGGGUAUUGGAACUGCGAUGCAGCUCUGGCAAGUGGCUAUUCCAAUCCAUUUUUAGUGAAAUUAACGCGAAAGAUCGCCGAGAUCGAGCCGACAUGUCUUCUCUGCGGAAGUGCUUACUGGGGACGCAGCCAACACAUUCUACAAUGCGGAGUGGUUCCCUUCUGUGACGAUUUGCUAAAGUCUUUAUGUCUACUGAAUGGGACCGAUCUGAACAAGAGUGGAUUUGUGGAGCGAACGUAG
Messenger RNA from Blastocystis hominis, 1113 nucleotides. RefSeq lists its product as hypothetical. The coding region runs from base 1 to 1113 and encodes 370 amino acids. The transcript is spliced from 4 exons. The record is from RefSeq and is a predicted model, not a curated record. NCBI's taxonomy places the organism in Eukaryota, Bigyra, Opalinata, Blastocystidae.